CCACUCUCUGCUCAGUCACACUCUCUUUUCUCUCUCCUGCUGUGUGCCAGUCCCUCUCUCCCCCCCUCCACUUCCUCAAAGUGGCCACAGCUCCUCUCUUUUCUCUUGUCCUCUUUACAUCCCUCCACCACUCUCUUUCUUCCUCCAGCUGUGUGAGCGACCAGCCCCGGCUCUGACCAUUCCUCUUCACCUCCACAAGUUGAACGGAGCUCAAACUUCCCCUGAAGACUUAAUUUUCAUCAUUGACCUUUUUUUUCCUGGUCCUUCACCCUUCCCCUCUGGAGAGGCUUGGUUGGUGUGUGCCUGGCGUGUGUGCGGCAGCGUGUGCAAGGGCUCUGGUGUCGUGCUCUUUGCCCUGAGGGAGUCCCUAAAGGUUGUGACUGACGGAGAAAAGUUAUCACCAAGAUGAAUGUUCAGCUGCUGCUCCUGGUGGCCCUGGCUGGCCCUUUCUGUGCCUUUACACAUGCAAGCCCCACAGUGCUCCCUUCAGAACUUGAUGUUACAGCUGCACCAGCCAUCACCACUGAGGCUAAUAAUCGUACCAUAGAGGAACUUAGUGUUACCACUGAUCCAUCUGCAACCAAAGCAACGGCGACCCCUGAAGUGCAUACAGCAGAAGUUAUAACCAAGGCAGCACCUGUUACUGAAGUCAAUACCAAAGCGGCUGUCGUUGAGACGGAAGCCCCUCCUGCUGCUACGGAGGGGCCGAAACCCCUUAUCACUGACCAGCCUGUGGUGGCGACCGCAGCCCCCACUGUGACAGCAAAAGUUGAUAACAAACCUGAGGCAACAGCAGCCGCAAAGACAGAGGCAGAUGACGAGGUAGUCGCUGAAGACAAGCCAGACGGCCUGAGUUCUGGCCAGGUAGUCGGCAUUGUGAUUGGCGCUCUGUUGGCAGUGGUCAUCGUCAUCGCUGUGGUGAUUGCUGUUGUGAGGAGGAUGGGAAAAUACUCCCCUUGAAGAAGAAGUCGGCUAAGCAGCAGGAGCGCCCGAGGUUCUGGAAAUUCUGAACUACUGAACUGUGACGUCACUCGCGAUCAUUAAAACAAGCACGAUACCAGAACUAAACUAAUCUAACCAGGACUCUGGACUGUUGCCAAAAAAAAGAGAGGGGGAGGCUUGUGUGUGUUUAUGUUUGUACUGUAUGUACGUGAGACGAGAGGGGUACAUGAGCAAACCUCCUCACCUCCCCCCGUACCUCCCUGACCCCACCCCCCCUCCCCCCC
This is a messenger RNA of Epinephelus moara (kelp grouper), 1226 nucleotides long. RefSeq lists its product as uncharacterized. The record is from RefSeq and is a predicted model, not a curated record. Lineage: Eukaryota; Metazoa; Chordata; Actinopteri; Perciformes; Serranidae. The transcript has 4 exons. The coding region runs from base 406 to 960 and encodes 184 amino acids.